Penicillium arizonense is the source of this 1989-nucleotide messenger RNA. RefSeq lists its product as uncharacterized. The transcript is spliced from 3 exons. The coding region runs from base 1 to 1989 and encodes 662 amino acids. NCBI's taxonomy places the organism in Eukaryota, Fungi, Ascomycota, Eurotiomycetes, Eurotiales, Aspergillaceae. The record is from RefSeq and is a predicted model, not a curated record.
AUGGCCGACGAGGAGGAGCGCAUUAAGGCAGAGAAGCUGGCUGCAGCCAAGAAAAAGGUGGCCCAGAUGCAGAAGAAAAAGAAGAAGGCCAAUAAGACAUCCACUGCCGGAACAGAGACAUCCAAAGAAGCAGAGGCCUCCGCCGAAGCCGAACCUACAGAAGACGUCCCCGCCGCUACAGAAACACCAUCCCACGCCGACACCCCCGCGGAGGAGAAGCCAGAGACGCAGGAUGAACCGGUCACGGAAGCAGCCCGCGAACAAGCAGAGGAAUCACAACAGCCACAAGAACAGCAGGGGGUCGAUGCGCCUGUCGAAUCCCCUGUUGAACCAAUGCCUCCAGCGCCCACAUCUCCUGGCUCAGAUGCUGAGCCACUACCCACCCGACUCGAUACACCGCGCGCCAACCAUAGCCGACAACCAUCCUUGUCGAUCCAGUCUAAGAUGCGAUCUUCGUCAUUCCGCAAGACAUCUGUUUCUCAAGGCAGCGUGUCUCCCUCCCCGUCUGCAACACUCAAGUCCCCCGCAGCUUCAUUACCGCCCCUGACCGGAGAUGGGGAGUCAGUCCACGAAGUGUUCCGCAAACAGUCUACGAAGAUUGAAGAGCUCGAGAAGGAAAAUAAGCGGUUGGAGAAGGAUCUAUCGGAUGCGACUUCGCGCUGGCGCAAGACUGAGGAACAGGUGGAGGAUCUACGGGAGGCUAGUGUUGAUGGUGCGGAGUUGAGGGAGCAGCUGAAGAAGGCCGAGGAACAGGUCGCUAGUAUUGAUGCAUUGAAAGAGGAGAUUGCGUCUCUUCAGCGGCAAAACUCACAACUCCAGACGCGGCAACAUCGCAAUGCAAGUGCCACUUCAGAGUCGCCGCCGACUGAUCUUGUUCGCCAACUUGAGUCUAAGUCGGCUACGAUCGAAGCUAUGGAGCUGGAGAUCUCCAAUCUGCGUGCCCAGGUCACUUCCCAGACGUCUUCCAACCACGAACAUGAGUCCCAGGUUGCUGCGUUAGAGGAGAAGGUUUCGAAAGCCCAGACAGAGCUCGAGAAGUCUCAGCGCGAAUUGGCAGACACGAAGCAGGCGUUAACGCGAGCUUCCGAGAAAGCAGUCAAGGAAGGCGUCGACAAGACCUCCACCGAAACACUGAUCAAGGACCUCCAACGUGAGAUCGAAGAGCACAAGGCUGCAAAGGCGGAAUCAGAAAAGAAGAUCGAAACGCUGGAUAAGAAACUCCAGGCAAUGGGCAACCUCCACAAAGAAGCCGAGGCCCGGCACCAAACCCGUCAACGCGAGAGCGAGAAGACCGACAAAGAAAUCGCCGUCAUGCGCAAAAAGCUCGCCAGCAUCGAGAACGAGAACCUCAGACUCCGCGAAGAGCGUGACCGCGUACGCACCCGCGAGACGAGCGGAGGCGUCGACGACGAUGCCCUGGAUGAACUCGAAGAUGAGGAACGCCAGCGUCUGGAGCGUCGCAUCCGCGAGCUGGAAGGCGAGGUCUUCGAUCUACGCCGUGGUGUCUGGCAAGAGAAGCGCCAGGAACUGUCCGAGCACUUCCCGGAGGACGGGCCUAGCCCUGGCUCCGGCGAUGCAGCCAAUGCAUUCGACGACGUCGAUCUUGUUGGUGGACGGCCUGACCAUGCUCGCCGCCGUAGCAUGGGCCAGCAACAACACUCUUCCUUCUCGACAGUGCUCUCUAGCGGCUUUGCUGCGUUCACAGGAGGGGGUGGGAACCGCGCCCGCGCUUCAUCUUCUAACCCGCCUCAUCCCGCCGGAACACGUGGCAGUCUCGAGCUUGUCUCCGAAGAAAACCUGGAUGAUGAAUUCGAUGAGGAUGCGUUUGCCCGAGCACAGGCUGAAGAGGAGGCUCGUAAGCGCGUCGAAUGGAUGCGCGAUAUCAAGAGCAAGCUGCGCGACUGGAAUGGCUGGAGAUUGGAUCUUGUUGAUAGUCGCGCUGGCGCCGAGGGCGCUGGCGUAGGCAUGGGUGAGAUCUUUGAGGUUUGA